AUGCAGAGAGAAGAUGAUGUCGACAAUGAAUAUGGCGACGACUACGACGUCCCGCUUCAUCAUAAGAGGCCCUUUGGCGCAGGCAUCCAGCGCAAGCCCAUCCAGUUCGUGAAAGCCACUGACCCAACACUCCAUACCACCUCACCAGAGAAAACCACAAAAUCCGGUUCAUCUAUAGGCGACUUCUAUCUUAACCUGGUCCUCCCGGGCGAGAAGGGGUCUACAGAAGCACUGAUCCUAGAGGCGAGAGUAUGCGCCGUCUGCGACUUGCCACUCGAAAAAGAAGCCGUAGAAGAACUCAGUAAAGGGGACAGCGGAAGGAAGGACGCCACUGCUAGACAGAAACACGAGGCGUCCAUCGCCCAUCAAGUGUGCCUCACUCAUUCGCAUCCCCCAUCUGCCCUAGACCGGUCACGGAUGGGUUUGACGUACCUAACAUCGCACGGCUGGGACCCUGAUUCCCGGAAAGGCCUUGGUUCAACUGGUCAAGGAAUGCAGUAUCCCCUCAAGACAAAGCCAAAAGAAAACAACUUUGGCUUGGGACUGGAGGUCCCAAAGGAGCUGAAGGGCAGAGUUGAAAAAAAGAAGCCCCAAAAGUUGGAUGCGAAACAGUGUCGGAAGAAGGCUGAAGAUGACAAGAAGAAGGCUGAGAGGUUGCGACAGAUGUUUUAUGGCAGCGAAGACAUGGAUAGAUAUCUCGGAACCGGUUGA
Colletotrichum truncatum is the source of this 711-nucleotide messenger RNA. RefSeq names its product g-patch domain-containing protein. Lineage: Eukaryota; Fungi; Ascomycota; Sordariomycetes; Glomerellales; Glomerellaceae. The record is from RefSeq and is a predicted model, not a curated record. Gene Ontology annotation, molecular function: nucleic acid binding.